CCGCCCGCUCACGCCGCGCAUCGCGCUUUUCCGCUCCUCGCGGCCCCCCCACAUUGUUCUCUCAGGACUCCUGGGUCCCCAGGGAUUGCAUUCCAGGCUUGAGCCGGGCAGGGGAGAGGCUUGGCUUUGGCCAAAGGGUCGGAGGUUUGGGUCCGGGCCCCCCGUUCCGGGGUCCCCCUCCCCCACGGCACUUUUUGGGGGUGUGGAUUAUCUCAUCCCCGCAGGGAGGUGGGAGAGCGCGCCGGCUGCCCGCCUCCCUCCCGCCUCCCUGGCGGCGCCGGCCCGCGGCAGCCCCGCAGUAUGAGGUGGUGCUGGCGGCUCCGGGCCGUGGCGCGGCCGCUGCGGCGGCGGCUGCUGGAGGGGCGCUGAGGGAGCCCCCGGGAGCGGCGCGGCCGACGCGCUUCUCCCCGGCGCGCCCUGGCCUCGAGGCUUUUCUUCUCCAGCCGAGAGGACGCGGCUGUGAUACGAAGACCUUGUGUGGACAGUAAUGACCUCUCGUUUCCGAUUGCCUGCUGGCAGAACCUACAAUGUCCGAGCAUCAGAGUUGGCCCGAGACAGACAGCAUACAGAGGUGGUUUGCAACAUCCUUCUUCUGGAUAACACUGUACAGGCUUUCAAAGUUAAUAAACAAGAUCAGGGGCAAGUUCUGUUGGAUAUAGUCUUCAAGCAUCUUGAUUUGACUGAGCGUGACUAUUUUGGCUUACAGUUGGCUGAUGAUUCCACAGAUAACCCAAAGUGGCUGGAUCCAAACAAACCAAUAAGGAAGCAGCUAAAGAGAGGAUCUCCUUACAGUUUGAACUUUAGAGUCAAAUUUUUUGUAAGUGACCCCAACAAGUUACAAGAAGAAUAUACAAGGUACCAGUAUUUUUUGCAAAUCAAACAAGACAUUCUUACUGGAAGAUUGCCCUGUCCUUAUAAUACUGCUGCUCUUUUGGCUUCAUUUGCUGUUCAGUCUGAACUUGGAGACUACAAUCAGUCAGAAAACUUGCCAGGCUACCUCUCAGAUUAUUCUUUCAUUCCUAAUCAACCUCAAGAUUUUGAAAAAGAAAUUGCAAAAUUACAUCAGCAACAUACAGGCUUAUCUCCUGCAGAAGCAGAAUUUAAUUACCUGAACACGGCACGUACCUUAGAACUCUAUGGAGUUGAAUUCCACUAUGCAAGGGAUCAAAGUAACAAUGAAAUUAUGAUUGGAGUAAUGUCAGGAGGAAUUCUGAUUUAUAAGAACAGAGUACGAAUGAAUACCUUUCCGUGGUUGAAGAUUGUAAAAAUUUCUUUCAAGUGCAAACAAUUUUUUAUUCAACUUAGAAAGGAAUUGCAUGAAUCUAGAGAAACAUUAUUGGGAUUUAACAUGGUGAAUUACAGAGCAUGUAAAAAUUUGUGGAAAGCAUGUGUAGAACACCACACAUUCUUCCGUUUGGACAGACCUCUUCCACCUCAAAAGAAUUUUUUUGCACAUUAUUUUACAUUAGGUUCAAAAUUUCGGUACUGUGGGAGAACUGAAGUCCAGUCAGUUCAGUAUGGCAAAGAAAAGGCAAAUAAAGACAGGAUAUUUGCAAGAUCCCCAAGUAAGCCCUUGGCACGGAAAUUAAUGGACUGGGAAGUAGUAAGCAGAAAUUCAAUAUCUGAUGACAGGUUAGAAACACAAAGCCUUCCAUCACGAUCUCCACCUGGAACUCCUAACCAUCGAAAUUCUGCAUUUACACAAGAGGGAACCCGGUUACGACCAUCUUCAGUUGGUCAUUUGGUAGACCAUGUGGUUCACACUUCCCCAAGUGAAGUAUUUGUGAGUCAUAGAUCUCCAUCUUCAACACAAGCUAAUAGCAUUGUUUUGGAAUCAUCACCAUCACAAGAGACCCCUGGAGAUGGGCAGCCUCCAGCUUUACCACCCAAACAAUCAAAGAAAAACAGUUGGAACCAAAUUCAUUAUUCACAUUCUCAACAAGAUCUGGAAAACCAUAUUAAUGAAACAUUUGAUGUCCCAUCUUCCCCUGAAAAAUCUACUCCUAAUGGUGGUAUUCCACAUGAUAAUCUUGUUCUAAUAAGAAUGAAACCUGAUGAAAAUGGAAGAUUUGGAUUCAAUGUAAAGAACCUUAUUUACAUUAAAUUGCAGGCUGACCUCUGUGUCCCUCGAUUAAAUGAAGGGGACCAAGUUGUACUGAUCAAUGGUCGGGACAUUACAGAACAUACCCAUGAUCAGGUUGUCCUGUUUAUUAAAGCUAGCUGUGAGAGACAUUCUGGGGAACUCGUACUUCUAGUUCGACCUAAUGCUGUAUAUGAUGUAGUGGAAGAAAAGCUAGAAAAUGAGCCAGACUUCCAGUACAUUCCUGAGAAAGCCCCACUAGAUAGUGUCCACCAGGAUGACCAUUCCCUGCGAGAGUCAAUGAUCCAGCUAGCUGAGGGGCUAAUCACUGGAACAGUACUGACACAGUUUGAUCAACUAUAUCGGAAAAAACCUGGAAUGACAAUGUCUUGUGCCAAAUUACCUCAGAACAUUUCCAAAAAUAGAUACAGAGAUAUUUCGCCUUAUGAUGCUACACGGGUGAUUUUAAAGGGUGAUGAAGACUAUAUCAAUGCAAAUUAUAUAAAUAUGGAAAUUCCUUCUUCUAGAAUUAUAAAUCAGUACAUUGCUUGUCAAGGGCCAUUACCACACACUUGUACAGAUUUUUGGCAGAUGACUUGGGAACAAGGCUCCUCCAUGGUUGUAAUGUUAACCACACAAGUUGAACGUGGCAGAGUUAAGUGUCACCAAUAUUGGCCAGAACCCACAGGAAGUUCAUCCUAUGGAUGCUACCAAGUCACCUGCCACUCAGAAGAAGGAAACACUGCAUAUAUCUUCAGGAAGAUGACACUGUUUAACCAGGAGAAAAAUGAGAGUCGUCAACUCACUCAGAUCCAGUAUAUAGCCUGGCCUGACCAUGGAGUCCCUGAUGAUUCGAGCGACUUUCUGGAUUUUGUUUGUCAUGUACGAAAUAAGAGGGCUGGCAAAGAAGAACCUAUUGUUGUUCAUUGCAGUGCUGGGAUUGGGAGAACCGGGGUUCUUAUUACUAUGGAAACAGCCAUGUGUCUCAUUGAAUGCAAUCAACCAGUUUAUCCACUAGAUAUUGUAAGAACAAUGAGAGAUCAACGAGCCAUGAUGAUCCAAACACCUAGUCAAUACAGAUUUGUAUGUGAAGCUAUUUUGAAAGUUUAUGAAGAAGGAUUUGUUAAACCUUUAACGACAUCAACAAAUAAAUAAGAAAACAAAGAUCUGGGAUAUGUGUUGGAAAACUGCUUUCCGUUCACUGUGCCAUAAUACUGCUUGCAGGAAAUGGCAUCUGAACAAAAAAUUGAAGAACUAACAAAAACUGAAAACUUCAGCACUGUUGCACUUUAUGUUAUAAAAAAAAAGUCACUCUCAAAGUCAAUAGUUCAUGUGUUUGAAGACUAUUUCAUGCUUUGCUCCGAACAAAUAGUGAAUAACUGAGUAUGUUCAGGGUAAUUUAUGAAAUCUUGUGGUGGUGCCAUGCAGUCCCCUUUGGUAGAAUUGCCACAAACAAGGGUCAGAAUUAUCAUCUCUGUUAUACAACCUGUAGCUUACAAGCAAAAGGAAGUAAACAUCAGGAGUCAGCUCUGAUGUUUUCCAGUGAUUCAUGUACUUACUAUACUGAUUACCAGAUUUUAUUUUUUAAAUUUUAGCAAUAUCAUUCUCAAUAUUAGCCAAUACACUGCCUAUGGAUGCAGCACAUCUUUCCCUACACUCCCCCUGUAGAGACCUGCUGUUCAUAAGAAGAAAGAUGGAAUUUGCUUUUCCCAGGAAAUGCUGCACAUUGUCCAUUUACCAGCAUCUUAUAGAAGGUAUAAAUAUGAAUCUACAAAUUUUCUUGAAUUUAGUAAUGUAACUUAUAUUUAUCAUAAGGUUGGCUUAUUCCAAAUCAUGUGAUUUCACAUACUUGAUGUAAAGGAAUGCAUGCAUUGUGUCUUAACCCCUUAAGUGCCUUGAGACAUCUUUGUAUGUCUAAUGAAAGGCACUCAUUUGACCCCACUAGGAGGUAUGUAUGUAUAUUGUACAUUUACAGUUUUAUGCAGUUUAAAUCAGUUCACAUUUUUAAAAAUAGCUUCUUGUAUGGAGAGUUAUACAGUCAAAGGAGGGUAAAGAAAUUCUAUUUCUUACUCAAUUCCUGUAUUUUGCCACAAGAAGCCAAGAUGAUUUGUGUUCUACUGAGUGAGCGCUCUGCUGCUAUGGAAUUAUUCGAAAUCUGCACAUUCCUUUCCUGAGGGACAAGGGUUACAGUUUAGCAGCUCAAGUUAAAAGAUGCUUUAUUCUGCAAAUUUCAUAUUUAUUUUAUCCCUAACUUUAGAAAUGGCAUCUAAUAUACACAUUAAAGUUAAACCUACUGAUACUCUAAGCUAAAGAUAGAGCAGGUAAUUGUGAUUUAUUUCAGUCACUAACUAAAUUAUUACUCUUCAGCAUUCAUUUCAGUUCAUAUCAGGCUUUGUUCACGAUGGUCUGUUGGCUGGGAUACUACAUACAAGGAAUGAAAACUUACUGAAUUAUUUCUAAAUGUGAUCCCUCAAUAACUGAAAUGAGGGUUUUCUUGUCAUUUAGUGUACAAAUAAAUUUCUCCAGUUUAUAUAUACUUAUUAAGUUAUAAGCAUGUUAAUAUGGAGAGUUGAUUGUCCAGCCUGAUGGGGAUCUGAUUCCCUUUAAGGAUGUGUAUAUUUUCCUCUUCAGGUUUUUUUUAUUUUUAAGUCUACAGAGAGAUAGAAGUUUAAAAUUGCCCAGUUUUAAUAUAAGUGGAAAUUUUCUCAGCUAUUGAAAUGUUUUAUUACACAAUUAUUUUAUAUAGAUUAUGGUUAAAAUAGAUUCAUUUACUAGUGGUUUCUGAAUAUUUCUGUAUAGUCUUGAUAAAAUUUAGAGUUGAGUGGUAGAUAUUUUGGAAUGUCAUUUAGUAUGAGGGGAAAGAUGUACAUUUUAAAAUCCUAAGUAUACUCUAAAUGAUGUUAUUUCAAAUAUUCAAAAUCCAUAAUUGUAAAUUUUAGGAAGUUAAGUCCUAAACAUUAAUAGCCAAGAUACCAAAUAAAUUAUUGUAUUAAAAUAUUUUACCUUUUUUUUAAGAGAAAAGUAAGCAUAACCUUUAUGUCUCAAAGAGAAAUUCUCUUACCUAUUUCUGGAUUUCACAGUCAAGACAGUAUAAAAUAGAAAAUAACUACAUACAGUCUCAUUUGAACAUUCCAUUCUCUACCAAAAGAUAAAUGUAAUUUAGGCUGCUAUAUGACAUCAUGGUAAGUUGAAAAGUGAAAAAGUAAAAUGUUGGGGGUCUACAUAAUUAAUACUGUUUUGGCAGUAGUUUUUCACCUGAAUUAAAUAGAAAACCUAUCCUAACUAUAUGGAUAGAAUCUGACAACCGUAGAUUAAAAAUGUUACAGUUGUAUAGAUAUAAAUAGAUAAAUGUCAUAGUUGGCAUGUUCUUUUAUUUAGGGCUUUGUUUAUAUUUCUGAGAUUAACUCAGUAAUUUGUUGGCAAUGAGCACUGCUGCCUUUCUUAAAUCGUUAAUGCCAGUCUUUAAAUGAUAAUAUGUUACAAGAUUAAAAUUACAUUUAAAUUUCUCAUAUGUGAAUUUUUCAUCUGGGAGCGACCGUCUGUUAGUAUUUUUAUGUACAGAAAAGAUCCUUUUUAAAAGACAUACUUAUUAGGAUCUUAACUUUAAAAUAAAUGAUCCUUCACAACUUCUAAAAGUUAAUGUGCUAGUAUGGUUCUCUGUUCACCUAACAGAUAAAACUUUACCCAUUAUGCCUGAGAAUUUUUUAAUCUGUUUAUCAAUCUAAAUAGGGUUCUAGGAAUAAUCCCAGCUUUCAUACACCAAGAAGUUCUAGAUUCCAUUCAUAUCAAUGUAAUAUUGUGUGGCCAAAUUUAUUGUAUCUCUCCCCUCUACUCUCCCCCUCCAGCAACUAAUCUCCCCUUCCCUCCCUCACCCCACCCCCGGCCUCCACACACACACUCAAAAAAUCAGUGCUAACUGUUAUUCUCACAAGUGGAAACAGAUAUUGAUAAAUCAAGGAGCUUUUGUAAAUGCUAAGAAAUGUUUGUGAAAACCUUUCCUCUUUGACUUAAGAUGAUUUUACUAUGUUCAUCUCAGAUGUUUUAUUGAGUAUCUAUCUGAUUUAUAUCAGCACUGUGUACAUAAGAUGAGGAAUAUUUUGGAAUAGACUACAUUCACAAGAAGAAGUAUUUGUUAAAUCAAUGCUUCCAUUCAAACUAGAAGAAGAGUAAGUAGCAUAAGAAAAAAUUUCCUUUGGUAGCACAAGUAGGAGGGGAAAAAAGGAUUGAUCAUUCUGAUUAAGAGUAAAGAGAAAAUUUAUAUACAAAAACUGAUUUCAAGUGUACAAAAGUAUGUUAAGCCAUGUAGACAUUUGCUUGAAGGUUUCAAGUGCUAAUAUAUACACAUAGAGAUGCUUUUGUGUGAUUAUAUAUUUCUGUGUUUCACAAAGGCUAAUGCUAACAAACAGGGGUGAAGGAUUAUUUUAACUAUAGAACUGUUUAUAAUCUGUUGGCAGAUCUAAUCAAGUAUUUAAGCAAAAGUAUCCUCUCUCCAUUAGAAGCACUACAACUUGACAGCUGAAAGAAACUUGAAAGAUUUUAUCCAAUCUCACCUUCUAUAUAGGCAAUGUAUGAAUCAUAAAUCCUUGUGAAUUUUAGUCUAUUUCAGUUCAAGAAUUAUACUCAGGCAGUGUUUUUACUUAAUAACUAUGAUGACCUUAGAAGAUGUCAGUUAAUUUAGAAGAUAAGUUGGCUUUAAAAGGAGUCCUAUUUAGGACCCUGACUCAGUUUGCUAGUCGUGGUUCCCUGAGAAACAAUAGCUUUUGUAAAGUAUUUAGGCUGAUACACAUGCAAUAUGAAAACAUCCUGAAAUGCAAAUUAGAAGACUAAUUUUUAAAAGCAAUUAAACAUAGAACUAAGAUUUACAACGUAUGUCCACUUAUUACAUAAUUUAUGUUCAUAAUGUGAACAUGGAGUAGAAUUAAAGCAUUACUUAUUCUAUAAUCUUCUCAGGAAGGGAGAAGGAAACAAGAAUUUUUAACUAUUCUAUUUAAUAUCUGUGUUUUGAAUAUUUAAAGAUAUUCUGAUGGUAAGGUUGCCAAAGUAGUUUUGAAUUCAUAAAAAUUAUUUAUGCCACAAUAAUGUGGGAUAUGUUUACAUCUCUUUUAUUUUGCAUUUAAGUCACUUACAUUAAGGUCAAUAUUUGUUGGAACAUACAUCUCUUAAUAGAAUGACAAGACAAAGAUAAAUUAUGCCACAGCUUGCUUUUAUGUAAACUUCCAUCCACAAAGUAACUACUUUAUAUUAACAUUGCUUACUUCGCACAUUUGCUUCAGCUCUCCAACUGCAGUUUCUGCAACCAUUUUUUUCUGGUGUUUCCUCCAAGGAAAAUACCUAUGUUUCUAAAACCCACUGAAUUAAUUUUAUAAAAUAUUAAAAUUACUGAUCUGCUGGCAAAGAUUAAGUGGUGUCUCAGCAUGAUCAAACAUAAUUUGUAUCAAUGUUUUAUAAAAUUCUUAAGAAAAUUAUAUAGAUACAAAGGAAUUUACAUAAUAACAAAACUUGAGGGCUAACUGCUAAUAGAUUAUUUUAGCAAUUUUAUAAAAAAAGCCCCUGAAAUUAAUCCCUAAAUUGUGUUUUUUUGUGUUCAACUUACUUCACAGUGUUUGCAACUAUUUUCAACACAGUAUUUUAUUAUACACGGACUUCACUUCCUCAGUAGCAAUUACUACAGUAAGCCUUUCAAUGUUAUCAAAACCAAGUGCUAUUUCAGCCAGAUAUUAGACAUUUUAUUUUUAUAAUCUUUGUGAAGUUAUUUUGAGUAGACACCAAAUAGUUACUUCUGUUUCUGCAUCUAAAUUUGCUGCUACUUAUUUGUAUGUUUUUCUACUGCAGUUUACUGUUGAUUUCUAAAGUUUCGUAGUUAUUGUUACUUUUAUUAUAGUAAUCCAAGCUAUAUGGGCAGCCACCCAGAAGUAGGGGUGCAGUCCAUCAACGUUCACUUGACAUGGUUCAAUGCAUAACUAAGUAAACCUUUUUUUUUAAAUUUACAAAGUGAAAGGUAUUAGAAUUGUUGCAAGUUAAAGACUACAAUUUUGGGAGGAAGUUCUAAUGUUUAACUUCCUGUAACCUUUUAGAAUUUCUAAUAUAAGAGUGAAAUGUUUGAAAGCCUUGUUAUGCUCAUAGAAGUUUCAGUUAAACACUGUAGAAUUUUCCUACCUAUUGUUGUAUAAAUGAUAUAGAAAAUAUUUUUCUAUGGACAAAGGAUUGAAACUGUAAACUUCUGUUGCUUCAUUGUUUAAAAAUGAAAAAAAUGAUAUUUGUAUGUCUUUCAUGCUGUAAAGAAAUGAAUGUAUCUUUCAAAUGUUAUUAGAAUUAAGACUUGAUUCUAAGGAUAUUCUUUAAGAAAAAAGUUAGCAAGAGAUUGAAAAAGAAGAGUGUUUUCCACUUCAGUAUAUAAAAUGCAGUUUUAGAAGAAAAAUGUAAUUUUCUUUAUAAACAAGAGCAGUCAUUAUUGAAGCAUAUUUGAAUAUAAUGUACCUUCUCCAUUUUGUUUUGUGUUAGCUCUAGAAUAGAAAUUUUCCCCAAAAUGUGUACAUAACAAUUUCUAAGUGUAAAAUAAUUGAAUUCUAGACUUCUGGAGUGUGGAGGGGGUAUGUGUGUUAGGGUAAGCAUUUUGCCGCAUGUGUUUACCAUGACUUUGUCACUGUGUCAGCCACAAAUGAGGACACCAUUCUGAGAGCAUGAAUGAAGCCAGAAAGUCGCGUCUAAGAUUCACCCUCGUAAAUAUGUGCAGAGGCCCUGAUAAAUAAAUAAUCUGCUUUUUAUUCUCAGUAUCUUGGACAGAUAAGACCAGUGAGCCCAACUCUGACUUGUAGCAGUGGUGUCUUAUAUGUUUAAGGGUUUAUUAAUUCAGCUGAACAAAAAACAAAAAAGCCCUACAUUUCAAACCAACAGACGUGAUUCAUUUGUUCAACAAUUUCUUUAAAAAUGAUUACUAUUUAUCAUUCAUUAAGCUUGACUCUGUGGGAUCUUCAUUAUUUUACUCUUGUUUCCAUCCCUCCAACUUAUAAAAAAUCAUUAAUUUUUCUUUACAGUAGAGUCUUUGUGAAAUAACGUGAUAUUUUCCUUCAUUAACUUUUGUUACACUGUUAAAGGCUUAGUAUCAGGCCCCCUCAACCCUGGCAAUUUCCAAAAUUUAGCGAAUAUUACUUCUGAUAAUCGUAACUAAAAUAUCACAUGACUAUAUGAAAUUAUCACCAUGAAGCCAUCAAGGAGACUCAGCCCUACUAACAAAUCUUAGACCAAAAUAGGUGCUGAUUUGAGGUUUCUCUAAAUCCACUCACUGUAGUCACACUUGACUCCAUUUUACCUUUUAUUAAAAGAAGCUUUUUAGUUUCUACUCCUGAAUUGUAGUGUUCCAGUUUUUGCCUUCCUGAGCAAGAAAAUCUCAACCCAAGUCUGGGAUUCUUUGGUAUUAUUCAUCUUUUCCCGCCCUUCAGUUAGUUGACAAGUUUAUUCAUGCUUUUUCUUGUAUUCUCUAGAGUAGGUUGAAUUUCGACGCUGAAGUUGAUUUCUUGAAUUACAAAUAGCACUUUAUUUCAUGCUUACUACUGACUUAAUUUAUACAUUUAAAAAUAAAAUCUAUCCUAGGAGUUUUGUAAAUAUGGAAAAAAAUAUAAUGGAUUAGCAUGUAGAGCUCAUUGGAUUGGACCCAAGUUUAAAUGCUUUACAAUGAUCUCUUGAUCAUUUGAUAUUUAAAAGGUAACUUGGGUGGCUUUUCUAUAAUUUAUUUAGUACAAUAAAGGCUACCCACUUGACUGUCCUGCUGGACUCUCAGUUCUCUCAGCUAGCUUCAACCAAGUUUGGUUCACUAUAAUCAUUUCUGCUUUGCAUUUUUGUACAUUGCAUGAAUACUUGGAAAUCCACUUGUUUUGUUUUGAGUUGUACCUAGGUGUUAAGUCAAUGCUUCGCCACAAGUAAACUGAAGGAGGCAAAGUCUUGACACUUUAUAUUCAUGUUGAGGGACAGGAUUUAAGAGGCUAAAAACAGUUUAUAUUAAGCUGUUUUCAUUUUCUGUCGUUAGAAUAUGUGCUUACGCAAAAACAACUGUCCAACCCAGUGUUCCUGCAGCAUCAGGACAUUGCAUUACAAUCCAUAUUGUAAUCUUUUCAAAUAAGAAAAGCUAGCCUUUAUUUUCUAUAGUGUAGGCUUGAUUUUAGGACAGAUAGUUUACUAUAUACUCACCAAUGAUAUUUUUAAGUAAUAGUUUUAAAAAUAAUUAUUUCUAUGUAGAGGCUAUUUUAAUUUGGGAUUUUUUUUCCUUAUAACAGGUGCUAAAUGUAAAUAUAAAGGGCAAAAAGUCAUUUAGUUAAGUCUAGUUUAUUUCCUAAUUAAAUUAUAAUUUUACAUUUCUGCUGCCAUUUCACGUUUGAUUGUACUGAACUAGUAACAAAAUGGAAUUAGCCCUUAAUUUUUAAAAUUCUCCUCCCCAAUUUCACAAAAAUAUCUCUUUCCAUAUGGUUUCCAUAGUUAGGAGGUAAAGAAGGUUAGUUAGGUUUCAUUUUAAAUGUAUAAGCUUGAAUUUGGUCGACACUGGAUAAUUUGAAAUCAUCACUAUGCAUUUGUCACUGCAGCUUACAAUGUGCUUGAAAGGCCUUGUGUAUUUGUCUUAAUUUCAGUGAAAAAUCAGAAUUCCUGCAAUUGAUUUCAUGUGAAAAAAAUCUAUGAAUAUUAACAGCAAACAGGAUAAAAAUGUUGAUUUGCAUCAAAACUGUUGUAGUCCUAAGAGCAAUUUAUGUUAUGUGAAAUGCUAUUAUUAUAUUUAUUAUUAUACAUAUUUUGUUGGCCAUAAUUCAUUUUGAUUGAGAAAUAGUUGUUCAGGUUCAAACGUGAAAAAACUCUAGCUGUGACUUUAAAUUGUUCAAUUGCAAAAUAAAGAUGUGCUUUAGUAAUUUAA
Messenger RNA from Vicugna pacos (alpaca), 10976 nucleotides. Lineage: Eukaryota; Metazoa; Chordata; Mammalia; Artiodactyla; Camelidae. The record is from RefSeq and is a predicted model, not a curated record.